Molecule: messenger RNA, 9977 nt
Organism: Closterium sp. NIES-67
Lineage: Eukaryota; Viridiplantae; Streptophyta; Zygnematophyceae; Desmidiales; Closteriaceae
Source: the annotation of a GenBank genome assembly
UCCUCCUCCUCUCUCUCACAGCACCUCUCAUCCCACUCUGCGUCUCUGACUUCGCUGGACACCGGUAUUCCCAAGGACGCGGUUGCGGCUCUGCAGAGAGCUCUGGGAGGGGAGAACGGGCCGAUGGCUAGAAGCUGCUUCUACUCUCCGAGGGUUUGUCAGGCCGUCGCGAGUGGGCCCCCCUGAUUCCGCAGUAUUUGACCAGCUCUUUAAAGACCUAUUUGAGACGCCGGAGCUUAGUCCCUCGGGUGCUGUUUUACGAGAGGAGGCAGGCAUGCAGGAAGAAACGCGGUUGAGGGAGGAAGUGCUGCUAGACUUGACUCGUUAUAAGUACGCUCCGUUAAGAGCGCUCGCGUUCGCCCUCAUCGACCGCUACAUGAUGGAAAAGGCCUCUCUCCUGCGGAAAAUGCUCUCAACCCACAUCGUGGUGGACCCAGACGUGCUGCGGCUGUACAAGCAAGUAGCUCACGAUGUGAACAUGCUGAGGUCGCUGCACGGGUGGCUGGGGAGCGACAACGAGCUGCUGAGGGGGGAGGUGCGGCGGCGGUGCUGCGAGGUGCUUUGGAAGUUCCGAGACAUGUGCACGCUGAGCCAGGGGCAGAACGAGGCCCAGGUGGUCAAGCAUCAGACGAUUCUCAAGACCCUUGGCGCGCACUGCUGCGCCCGUGACAUGCUACGUCUGCCCUUCCGACGCGUUCCGUCUCAAGUGAGGGGCGAGAUGGACUGUAUCGAGGAUGAGGGGCUGCAAGCGCUGCUGCAAGCUGCCUAUGAGUUCCUCACCAUGUUCUGUGGGGGAGUGGUGAACGAGGAGAUCCAGCUCACGCUCUUUCCGUUCAUUCCCCUCAUGCUGCCGCACCGAGGGCUUCAGGGCGUGCAGGUGACUGAGUGCCUGUGCGCCAUACUCAAAGACAACUAUGAGCUCUGCGCCCAGGUUGGCCUGGACCUCAUCUGGUCAUGCUUCCGCCUCAUUCUCAAGUUCAACCGCCGCCACUCCUGGCUCAGGUUCUUAGAGACGGUGGUGGUGGUGAACGGCAAGCCCAUGGGGCGCAACCAGGCGGCGGUGCUGGACAUGGUGAUCGACCACACGCACUCCAUUGCCGGCCUGCCCAAGACACCUGCGCACUGGCGACGGCGCAGAGAGCUCAUGGCUGCGGGCGAGGCUGCUGCCAAGCCGCAUGAGAGCCAGGUUCGCUUCCAUGCAGCGUACGUGUCGUUGCUUGCCGCUUGCUGCUGGGGCAACAACCCGGCGCAUGCAGUGAAGGUGGGCGGGCUGGUGGGACUUGGAGAGGUGAUGGCCACUCUGCUUUGGCUCAGCUCAGAAACCAGGAUGGGUCUCAGGGCGAGAGAGAGGGAGAGGGAGAGGGCGGGGGAGAGGGAGAAAGGGAGAGUAGGGGAGGGGAAGGAGGUACAGCAGCAGGAAAGGGGGCAGUUUCUGGGGCAGGGGAAGGGCUUGGAGCAGAGGCAGGGGCAGGGCCGGGAACUGGUGCAGCAGACAGUGGAUGAGACACAGGGGCAGGCAGGCGCUGGCAGGGAAGGUAGAGGAGCUGCUGCAGCAGCAGGGGUAGAAUCAGCAGCAGCAGCAGCAGCAGCAGCAGAAGCAGCAGCACAAGGAAUAUCGUCAGGAUCACAGCCAACACCAGAGUCAGCAGAAGAGCCAAUGGCAGGAACAGCUGCAACUACAACAACAUCUGCAGCAACAUCAACAGGGACCACAUCAGCUACAGCUACAGCAGCAGCAUUAACAGCGGCAGCAGCAGCAGCAGCAUCUGUGCCCGAGCCUGUGCAGUCAGUCCUGGACAUGGCGACGAUCCGCCUAGUGAAGGCGGCAUAUGUGCGCCUGCUGCACCAGGUGUAUGUCACCGGCCAUAGCGACCGAGCCACCGCUGAAAUCCGCGACCCCACCAAUGGCAUCUGGCCGCAGGAGCUGCCACGGAGAGAAGGGGGAGGAGCAGGAGGGGCAGGGGGAGGAGCAGGAGGGGUAGGGGGAGGAGCAGGAGGAGGGGUUGAGGAGGUGGGAGGUGGAGGUGGAGUGGGAGUGGAGUCGGGAGGUGUGGGAUCUAGUGGAAGGGGUAGUGCUGGGUCUGCUGGUCAUGGCUCUGGUGCUGCUGCUAACAUUGCUGCUGCUGGUGUUGCUCCCGCUGGUUUUGUCAGUCACAUAUCUGCUCUUGGUAGUGGUGGUAUUGCUGCUACUGCUGCGGCUGCUGCUGCUGCUACUGCUGGUGCUGCUGCUCCUCCUCCUGGUGCCUCUGCUGCCUCCAACACAAGUGUCGAUGGACCAAGAAGAGCCAGUCGAGACAGCAAAGAGAACCGAUUCCGUCCGAUAUCCAUGGGAUCAACCGCCGCACUCACAGCAGCAGUUGCAGGUCUCCUUCCCCACAACCCCUCUUCUGCCGAAGCCCGCCUGUGCCUAAUCGAGGAUCUAAUCUCGGAGCUCCAGCUGGCAGCAUCUGAAGAGUUUGACCACGCGCCGCCCGAGGGAUCCGCGCAGCAUUUCGUGGCAACUGCAGCGCUGCCCAUGCUGACGUCAUACUUCAAGCGCCACUUCAUCGCCCGAAGAGCCAACCUCCCGGACUCCCACAGAGUGCUGCUGGACCAAUUGGCAGAUGCCAUCUGGCAUCUCUGUGGCAAGCUGCCUCCCUCGCAGCGCGACGCUCCUCUGAGAUGCAUUGAGGAGAUGAAAGCGGCAGGUGCCGUCUCCAGAUUCGACUACGGCCCGUCCUCUCUGCCUUAUUUUGUCGACCGGGCAGCUGUGAGCCGUGCCCGGGGCACCGAGCUCCAGCGCAAGGGGCAGAUUUUCAAAGCGAAUUGGGUGAACUUUUGCCGCUUGUUUUCACAGAAGCUAGAUAUUUCCGACCUGCAGACCAUGGAGGGGUCAGGAGCGCGACACCUGGCGCUCAUGCUGACUCAGCGCCGGCCGGUUGACGUGUCGUACUCCCCACCGUUCCACUACUACAACGUAGUGCCUCAGCUGACAAGCCUGCUGUCCAGCCCUAAGGUCCCGCCGCAGUUGACUCCGGACCUGAUGGUUCGGCUGCUUCGGGUGUGCCGAGCCAUGAUAUACCUGACAGACGACUGGGAUGGCAAGCCAGUAAUGAAGCAGGAGACUACGAGGGCAGGGGUAGGUGGAGGUGGAGGGACAGGUGUAGGUGGUGAGAAUGGUGGUGGUGAUGAUGGUGGCGACAGCGGUGGCAAAGUUGAUGGCACAAGCACUCAAAGCAGCAGCGGAGCAGUAAGCAGCAGCGGGGGGAACAACAGUGCCGCCUCUGCUGCGACCAGCGCUGCCGCUGCUGCUGGCGGGGUUGCCAGCAGUGGUGGCGGUGGCAGUGGGAUUGGGGGAGGAGGAGGAGGGAUGAAGGGCCAGCCGGAGAGACUCCGAACGAUGGGCAAGUGGGACAUGUUCGAGGCAUCCGUCCCGGUCCGAUACUCGAAAGCAUCCCUCGAAGCCCUGACUCGAGUCCAGUGCGGGUACACAGAAAUGGGCCUGGCUGCGUGUGCUGUGAAGCUAGUCAGCCACCCGAGCCAGUGGGUCCAAGCAGAGGCUGUGAAGCUCGCAAUAGCCCUCACAGAUGAAGGGAACGGGCGUGUGCAGGCCACUAUGUACUCGGUGCUGGUUCACGAGCCGGAGUUUUUCCAGACGGUUAAGAAGGUGCUUGCUGCGGCGUCGUCGACGGUUAAGUUUGUGAGGAAGGGGUUGGAUAAGGCAGAGGUGAAGGCGAGGAGGGAGGAGAUGGAGAGGCGGCAACUGCGGGUGGGGGGGAGGGGGGCGAGAGGGAGGGGGGGGAGAAGGGGGGGGGAGGUGGAGGGAGGGGUGAGGGGGAUGUGGCUGAUGGGGGAGGGAGAGGGGGAGGAAAAGGGGGGGGGAGAGGGGGCGGAGGAGGAGCAGGAGGGGGGAGAGGGAGAGUUGGAGGAGAGGUUGAUAGAGAGAGUGCAGGUGCUGCUGGUUGGGAACGGAGAGAUGGUGCUGGAAAGGCAAGCAGAGAGGGUUGUGGAUAUGGGUCAUGCGUUGACACCUGCUGCAGCAGGCAAUGCGCAUGGCUCUGCUCCCACGCACCCUGAGGCGCUUUCAAAGGCGGACCGCAGUGCUGUGGGUGGCAGCAGUGCAGCAGAGGAGAGGAGCAGAGGGGGAGCGAGGGAAGCAGAGCUAAGCAGAGAAGCUGCAGUGGGAGAUAAAGACAGAGCAGAGGGCAAGGGGGGGGCGAGCAGAGUAGCAACGAGGGCCCUGUUUCUAAACGCGGUGAGAAUAAUGAAGGAACGGUCGGCUUCCCAGGAUGUGGCGCCGCACCGAGAGGGAAACAUGGCACGAGGUGGGGGGGGAACGAGUGGGGAUGGACUGAAUAGAACGCUGCUGGGUCGGAGGGGUAACAGCAGCGGCACCAGCAACAGCAGUAGCAGUAGCAGCGGCAGCAGCGAGGGCGGGGAGAGUGGCUCGGAAAUGGACAUUGAGAUGGAAGCAGGGCCGUCUGACUCCCCUCGUCCUGCCCUUGCCGGUUCUCCUUCUGCUCUUGCAGGUUCUCCUUUGGCUAAAGACGCUGCUGCAGAGCCUAGAAUAACAGAUGCUGUAACAAGUGUGGGUGUGGAUACAGACACAAGUGGCCCAGAGGUGGCUGGGGAUGCAGGGAUGGAUAUGGCUGGUAACGUGGGGGGAUUGGAAGAGAGUGGGAGUAGACCUUGUACCUCCCCUGGUGCCUCCUCUGCUCCUCGUUACAGUCACAACAAUGCACCUAUCAGCACACAGCAGGAAUUCCCAUCAUCAUCUUCAACAUCACCACCACCAUCAUUGGGAAAGGCAAAGGUUCCUCCUGCUGCUGUAUCUGGUGGUGGUGUACCAAGACCUUCGCUGUCUUCUUCCACUAUUGCUCUGACCAGCGCCGCUAGCACCAGUGUCACUAGCACUGGCUCCAGGUUGCUUGAGGCUACUGGAGUGGAGAGCAGAAAUGACAGCACCAGUUGCGGCGGGGCCCUUGGGCUCGAGAAGAGUGGAGCCUGUGAGAGGAGUGGGGCCCGCUUGGUUGGUGAGAGGAGUGUAUUUGGGAGGAUGAGAAUUGACACUGGGUGUAGAGACAUGGGGGAUGCGGAAGAAAUGCCAACACCUGUGGCGGCUGCACUUGCAACAAGUGACUCAUGCUGUUUGGAGUCCCCAGCAGCCACUCCGAGUACUGCAAGGGAGGGGGCAGGAGGGGCAGGGACGGGGGGGGCAGGAGGAGGAGGAGGGGGGGGGGGAGCAGGAGGAGGAGGCGGAGGAGGAGGAGGUGGAGAAGAGGAGGAUUACCGACUGUGGGAUGUGGAGGAGAAUGAGGAUGGGAUGAAAGCCACAACGAGAGACACCACGCUGCACAAGAAGGCGUGGGUGAUUCUGUCCGGGCACGUCACCAACCUCCUGCGUAUGCUGCAGCUCAUGUGCGAGGGCCACAACGCCGAGAUGCAGCGCCUGCUGCGCCUGCAAGACUAUCCCGGCCCUCCAAGCCCCGGGAUCGAACGGCCAGGAGCGGACGACGAUGGGACUGCUGCAGCUGGAGCGGGGGUGUUUCUGGAGCAUCUGCAGCCGUCGCUGGAUAAGAAUCUUGGGCAGAAGAACCCUCUUCUGGUCGAGAUCGCCCUCCAGGCGCUCAACACCCUACUGGAAGCCAUCCAGGGUCCGUGCUUUGAGAACCAGCUGGCCCUGGUGCGGUCCAACUUCCUCUCCAUCACCCAGAGGAUGCUCGCCUCGCUCAACUACCGGGAGCAGGACGAGCGAGCGCCGCCCGUGCGCUAUUCGCCCGAUGUGAUUGCGGGUAUACUCAGCUACACGGCUCUGGGGUCCCGCCCAGCAGGGGGGGCUGGAUGUCCCUCGCUAAGCGCAAACGACCUGCGCUGCUGGCUGCGCAACGGGGUGUUCUCAGUCUACCUCUCUCUGCUGGAGGAAAUCGGCACCAACAGCGAGAUCCCCAGCAAGAUGGCAGCGGUAAUAGACUUCACCUCCUUGCUGCACCGCUGCCGCCAGCUGCAGCAGCUGCUGCGGGAGCACAAGGUGAGCUGCCCCGACGCAGGGGCGGACUUUGAGUCGUCUCGGAGCCUGGUGACGUUUCUGCUGCAGAUGCUGCGGGAUGUUGCUGGUGCUGGCGCUGGUGCUGGUGCUGGUGCUGGUGCUGGUGCUGGUGCUGGUGCUGGUGCUGGUGCUGGUGCUGGUGCUGGUGCUGGUGCUGGUGCUGGUGAUGCUAUCGUUUUGAGGCGCCUCAAGCUGCUGCUGGGUGGGAGUAACGGUGGCUGUCAUCCUAGUGCCACUGCUGCUGGUGCGGCUGGUGCUGGUGCAGGGGGUUCACGAGGCGAGGACGAAAGAAGGGAAGCGGGAUCAGUGGAGGAAAAACACCGUGUGACAAACAGUCAAGCUGGAAGGGAAGAGGAUGGGGGUGUGCGAGGGGGGGAAGGUGUGAGGGUGGGCGUUGGGGCAGGUGUGGGUACGAGGGUUGGGCGAGGGAAGAACUUGGCGAGGGUAGGAGAGGGGAUGGUGGAGGAUGAGGCAGGACCAGCAGCAGCAGCAGCAGCAGCAGCAGCAGCGUUAGCAGGGGUAGAAGGAGCACAGGUAGCGGCAGGUGCAGACAUUAGGGGAAGAAGAGGUGGGGGCAUUCUGCGAGCCUUGUCCUUACCUUCUGGUGGUGGCAGCCCGCUGAGGCGUGCAGCUGCAGCUGCAGCUGAGAAAGAUGACAAGGCAGAGGGUGGAGGAAGGAAAGGGAGUGAGCAGGUCACAAGGGCAGGGGCAGGGGCAGGGGCAGGAAUAGGAUCUCCUAUGUCAGGUGCAUUGGCUGGGCCACUCCUCCCACGGGCGUCCAGCUGGCGGUCCAGCCUGGCAGCUCUGGCGCGGCAAGGCUCAGGUAGGAUCUCAGGUGUUUUCAACACUGAUGGAGGAGCAGGAGGGACAGGAGGGGACAAAAGGGGGCGAGAUGUGGGUAUAGGAGGAGGAACAGGAGGAGGGUUAAGGCCAAGGAAAGCAGCUCCUCUCACUCCACUCUCCGCCCCAUCUUCCUCACGCAACCAGUCCCAUCCCUCCUCCUCCUCCUCCUCCUCCAUCCCCAAACCCCCUUCUCGCCUCCCUCACGCCAACACCACCACGACCGCUCCCACCAUCUCCCCCCUCUGGCGUCCCCCCCUUUGGAGCACAUUCAACACGGAUUCCCUCCUCUUCCUGCUGCCUGGGGAGGUUCUCAACUCCCUCAUUAUUAUCAUCAAGCUCGACGACUUCGACCGCUGGAUGUACUGUAGCGGAGAGCCCAGCCAGAAAUCCGAUUGGUCCACGUCAGCAGAGGGGUCUUCCGGGAGUGGGGGCGGGGGAGGAGGGGGGGGACGAGGGGGUGGGGGAGAGGGAGGGGGGGGAGCGGGCGGAGGAGGAGGAGCAGGAGGAGGGAUGGUGAGCUUUGCAAGGCUUAUGGGGAGGUCGGGGCCGUUUGCCACGUGUGCGUAUUCCGUGCUGAAGUGCGAUAAGCCCCAGAGGAUAGGCACACUAUGCUUUGAGCACACGCUAUCGGUCGGGGACAAAGACCUGGAAGUUUUUUUCAACCAGCGCUCGUGCGCGAUCGAGGUGGUGCGCGACGGGCAGCUGGAAAAAGUUUACUUCCCACUGACCCCGGAGUGCAGGAGGCUGUCUCAGGACCCCCAGUGGACCCAAGCUGCCCUUCAGGAGUUAUACGACGUUCCGAGAGAAAACCCUAUCCAGAAAGUCCAGCAGUUCAUGGCGGCGGCGCGGCUGCUGGUAUACAAGGUGCAGCACUACGAGCGCAUGCGGCUGCGCUAUGCGUGGUCCGGAUGGCUUCAGGCGCGCAUGACCCACCUCAAGCGCGCACCCUUCUACCUCUCCAUCGUUAUAGUCACCAUCCUCGUGUUUAGUAACACCCAGCUCAGCACGGCCCCUGGUGGUAGCCACCAGCAAGGGUUACAGCAAACGAGUGAUGUAGCCAACGCUGCUGCCACUGCUGCCACUGCGGCUGCUGCUGCUGUCAGGGCAUGUUCUGCCGAAGGGAUCCUGGGUUUGAUGAUACCCAAUGGCACUAUAACAGGACCCAGCAACAGCAGCUGCAGCAGCAGCACCACAGGCACCUUCCCAGCAGCAACAGGGGGGGGGGGAGGUCACGCGCUCUCCCUUUCCCUGUGGCAGAGGCACGGGCACGUGCUGUGUCUGGUGUUGGUGCGCCUCAUAGGGCUGCUGCAGGUGGCAGCAGGCGCGCUCACGCUAGUCGCGUUUGUGCUCAUAGAAUCGCCACUGCUCGUGCUGCAUGAGCGACGGGCCAAGGAGCAGGAAAUCUCAGGGGCGCUCUCCUCUCUAGCUGAGCGGAGUCACACGGAGGCCAUGGGGCAGGGCGAGGGGGAGGGGGAAGAGGGGGUGGGGGGUGCUGAGAUGUGGGAGGAGCUGGAGGGGGUGCCCAAGCGCCUGCUGCUGCAGAAUCGGGACUUCUGGUACAUCAUAGCCAUGCUCGUUGCCAGCAUUCUCGGCAUCGUCUCGUCGCCCUUCUUCUUCGUCUUCCACCUGCUGGACUUCCUCAUCUACCACCCCUCAGGGGCCAUCGUGCUUCAGUCCGCCUACGUGGGCGGCCCUCUGCUCAUCCGCACGGGCCUCGUGGGCAUCCUCGUGAUCUUCAUGUAUGCUGUUGUCUCCUUCCUCGCCUUCGGCGGCGACGACGACUUCGCGUGUACUACUCUAUACGGGUGCAUCGGGUCCCACCUGGUGAACGCGCUCUCGAGCUCGUCGAUCGGGGGACUUUGGAAGGAAUGGGAUGCGGUGCCGGACUCGAUGUUUGAGGAGGUGCGCGGGCAGCUGCGCACGGCGUUCAUCGUCUCGUUCCUCAUCAUCUGGGUGUUCCUCCUGCAGAACAUCUUCACCGGGCAGAUCGUCGACGCAUUCACGUCCAUUCGUGAUGAAAAGGCUGCCAAGGAGAAGGACCUAGACGACAAGUGCUUCGUGUGCAGCAUCGACCGCUUCGCAUUCGAGCAGCGGCUGGGCGGCUUUGUGGACCACGUGAAGCACGAGCACAACGCGCUGCACUACCUCUUCUACAUGGACUACCUCCUCAAGCGCAACCCCACCGAGUACACCGGCCUUGAGUCCUUCGUGCGCGGCCGCCUGGACGCGCGCAACGACGACUGGAUCCCCAUCGGCCGCGCGAUGCACAUCGACCGGCUGAAGCAAUUCCGCGCGAAGCAGCGCGGCGCGAGCGAGGGCAUGGACCGCGUGCGGCACGUGCUGGACCGCAUGGAGGCGAGGAUGACUGCUCUGGAAACCGGCAUGGAGACCAUGCGGCUGGAGAUGAGCCGCUCGUCGUCGUCUACUGCGCGGUCGUCGAGAUCCGGGUCCGGCGUGGGGCUUGCGAGUUCAAGUGUCGGUGGUGGGGUUGGUGGGGGGGGAGGGGGAGCCGGGGGGAGGCGGUCUCAGGUGAUUCUGGCGCGGUCUUUGACUGGGGGAGGGACUGCUGGUUGGAGGAGUCGCAGCAAUAAUAGCAGCGGAGGGCCGGGAGCUAGCCGGUCGUCGAGCUUUGGGAGGAGGGGUGUGAUGGCGUCUAUGUCGCUCAAUCCGAAUGGGCAGCUAGAGGGAGAAGGCGAGGAGGAGAUGAGUGGGAGUGGAGGUGGGAUGUUUGAGCUGCGCAAUAUUAAUUCAGACAUCCCUCUGUCUCGAUCAUCAACAUUUAGGCCUGGCAUGCACGGUGGCUGGGCGUCCCCUUCAGUGGGCUAGAUCUGACCAACUGAUUCGAAUGCCCCUAUAAGUGAGAAGUAGUGCAGUUUUUAUCAUUGAGAGCUGUAUAGAUUUGCUGUUCUGCUGUUGCCUUGUAUUCUGUGAUUGGUGUUCUUUUACCUAGCGAAGAGUGGAUUACCACCGUUCCCCGUGGGUCUGGUCUGGUCUUCUUACACAUCUUCCUUUGAGUCCCACGGUCUCACCCCAUCCUCAACGUGUUGGUAUGUAGAUAGCUUCAUUCCUAAGCCUUCACCCCCACUCCACACCUCAAUCCUCAUUUCGA